Molecule: messenger RNA, 2209 nt
Organism: Clupea harengus (Atlantic herring)
Lineage: Eukaryota; Metazoa; Chordata; Actinopteri; Clupeiformes; Clupeidae
Gene: fyb1a
Product: FYN binding protein 1 a
Biological process (GO): T cell receptor signaling pathway; integrin-mediated signaling pathway; protein localization to plasma membrane
Cellular component (GO): plasma membrane
Molecular function (GO): protein binding
Source: RefSeq, a predicted model, not a curated record
UGCUUCCUGUGCUUCUGUGCACAGCCUAGUGUGAGAAGUCCCUUGAAAUAGCUCAGAAGAGGUUGUCAUAGUGUUCGUAGAGGCAGCCGAGCCGCAAGGGAGGAGUCUAGGGGGAAGGUAAAGGAUCUCUUGACACACUUCAACCCAGCGGCUGGGCCUCAGACUGUGCCUGCACACCGAACACCCUUGAAGCCCCAGGCCAAGAUGAGUGUCCCUAUGAAGGGCUUGCCAAGUGGUGGUGCGAAGCCCAGCAAUCAGAAUCCUUGGUCUGACGCUCUGAAGAAACCCGUUACCCGGAACACCAGCUCAGGGGUGCUCAAACUGGGGAGCAAAUUUGAGAAUUUAAACAACAGUGAGAAGACCACUUUCCCUAAACCACCGCCUCUAAAGCCUGUCGCUAUAUCCAAACCGCAGUUGAACCCCACCAAGCCCUCACUUAACACAGGCAGCACCACCGCUACCAAUGACGGCACCGUUGAGAGGUCCAGUGGACUAUCAGGACUAAAACCAAAACCCUUAGUGUCAGCACUUCACUCCAAACUUGUUCAGGAGAACAUCCAGAAGGUCAGAGUUGAGAGAACAUUGUCUUCCGACAAACCGCCAAAUUUCCUGAGUAAACAGAGGUCAUCCCCCAGAGAAAAUAAGAGUGCAGAUUUCAGUGCAGAAGAUCAAAAAGACAUCAAAAAACCAAUGCCUUCUAAACUUCCAUUCAAUUCCAUGCCUCCUAAACCUGCAUCCAAUUCCAUGUCUCCUAAAUUUCCAUCCAAUUCCAUGCCUCCUAAACUUCCAAAUUUGAAACCUAACUUCGUUAAACAAAAGUCUGACGUUGCUGACGGCCCGAUCUCUAAGGAGAAAACCACUGAAGACUCCACGCCUAAAAUAAAGCCACUGCCUAAUGUGUUUGCUCUGGGGAAAUGCCCUAGUAAACCCAAACGGCCAGCACAUGUCAACCUUGAUGGAUUUACAUCAAUAUCAACAUUCAGAAAUGAUCUUUCUUCACCUGAAUCCGUCUAUUUGAUCCCCAUUGAGUCAGACACAUUGAACACUGCCGGCCAAGAGCCCUUCGCCGUUACGAAUCCUUCACUUCCAGGAAGUACCAGUCAAGAACCUGAACAAGCAAAUGAUGAUGAAGACAUGUAUGAGGACCUGGAGGAGAGAUGGGCUGAGAAUGAACAGACGGACACAGGAGAAGCGGCUAAAGAAGACAAGAAGAAAUGUGAUAAAGAGAAGAAACAGCAGCAGAAGGAAGCGCACGAGAAAAAAGAGCGUGAGGCCAGGAAAAAAUUUAAACUCUCAGGAGCAGUAGAGGUACUGCAAGAGGUGAAGGCUCGAUUGGACUGCAAAGGUGGCAAGAACGAGCUUCCACUAACUCAGGGCGAGACCAUAGAGAUUGUUCGCAUCACACACAACCCUGAAGGGCUCUGGCUGGGAAGGAACAGUGAAGGCCUCUAUGGGUUUGUCAAGAUAGCAGCCCUUAAGGUGGACCACAGCACACUUACGACAUCGUCUUGUCUGGUACUGAAUGAAGCAGGUGAAGUGUAUGAUGAUGUGGGCGUAUCGGAUGGUGGCAACAUGAAUUUUUGUUUCCCUCCUCCACCUGCUUUCGGAGUUCCACAGGGAAAUGAUGAUGAUGUUUAUGAUGAUGUGGAUUCUCAGACCUUCCCACCACCUCUUCCACCACUAUCUGAUCAUCCAACUGCAAGAGGAGCAGAGGAAAUGGAUGGAAAGAAGAAGAAGAAGCUUGAAAAGGAAGAGAAAGAGUUCAGGAAGAAGUUCAAGUAUGAUGGGGAUAUCAAUGUGUUGUACCAAGUAGUGGCGGCUGCAGCUUUGACCUCUAAAUGGGGAAGUAAAGAUCUACCGCUAAAGCCUGGAGACGUUAUUGAUGUCAUUGUAAAACCUCAAGAUGGCAAACUAAUUGGAAGAAACAAGGAUGGAAAAUUUGGUUAUGUUUGUCUUCUCAACAUCCAACAGGAAACCGAUAUUUAUGAUGAUGUCGGAGAGGAUUGUAUUUAUGACAACUGAGCAAAAACCUUACUUGUGCAGCCUGAAAUAAUGUCUAAGGGUUGAACGUCUGGACUGUUUGUGCAAUUGAAUGUGAAAUAUAAAUCUUAAAGUCUUCCCUAGGAAUUUGUAACCCUUUGCUUAUUGUAAAAUAUGAUAUCAGAUAAUGUGUGUUUGAAAUGUGUGGAAUAAAUACAUUGAUCAAAAA